Messenger RNA from Andrographis paniculata, 1748 nucleotides. RefSeq names its product purple acid phosphatase 2-like. Lineage: Eukaryota; Viridiplantae; Streptophyta; Magnoliopsida; Lamiales; Acanthaceae. The record is from RefSeq and is a predicted model, not a curated record. Gene Ontology annotation, molecular function: metal ion binding; acid phosphatase activity. The transcript is spliced from 8 exons. The coding region runs from base 167 to 1555 and encodes 462 amino acids.
ACUUUUCCGUCGCUAUCCAUUUCUUCACUUGGUUUAAAUUUUCGGAUAUUCCCCAUCGAUUCCGCGCCGUGCCGUGUUCUCGUGUAUAUAAAUAAAUUGAUUCACGAUUGGAGGCGCGUCAGUCAAGUGCGUCUGUUCGCGGAGGCGAUCGGAUUGGUGUACGGAAAUGGCGACGAUCUUGGCGGCGGUUUUGGUUUUGAAUGCGGCAGUUUUGUCCAGCGGAGGAAUCACGAGCAGUUUCGUGAGGAGAGAUGAGAAGACGGUGGAUAUGCCUCUCGACAGUGACGUCUUCAAGGUUCCUCCAGGCUACAAUGCUCCGCAGCAGGUGCAUAUUACGCAAGGAGAUCACGAAGGAAAAGCAGUGAUUGUAUCGUGGGUAACUGUAGAAGAACAAGGUUCGAGCAUAGUGUUGUAUUGGGCUGAGAACAGCGAUGAGAAGAAGAAGAAGGCGAAGGGGAAGGUCAUUAAGUACACAUUUUACAACUACACUUCUGGAUACAUCCAUCAUUGCACUGUUCGGAAUUUGGAGUAUAAUACCAAAUACUAUUACAAGAUCGGUAUUGGACACACAACAAGAACUUUCUGGUUCACUACACCUCCACCAGUUGGACCUGAUGCUCCAUAUACUUUUGGUCUUAUAGGGGAUUUGGGGCAGAGUUAUGAUUCAAACAAGACACUUACACAUUAUGAGAAAAAUCCGAAGAAAGGGCAGACUGUGUUGUUUGUUGGUGAUCUUUCUUAUGCCGAUAAUUAUCCUUUCCAUGACAAUAGGAGGUGGGAUUCAUGGGGGAGGUUUGUGGAGAGGAGUGUAGCUUUCCAACCCUGGAUUUGGACUGCUGGAAAUCAUGAGAUUGAUUUCAUUCCUGAAAUUGGCGAAAUGAAACCAUUCAAGCCUUAUAUGCACCGGUAUCACGUCCCUUACAAAGCAUCGAACAGCACCGAACCAUUUUGGUACUCAAUCAAGAGAGCUUCUGCACAUAUCAUUGUUCUGGCUUCUUAUUCAGCAUACGGUAAAUACACUCCUCAAUACAAGUGGCUCGAAGAGGAGUUGCCGAAAGUGAAUAGGUCGGAGACGCCAUGGCUGAUUGUUCUGAUGCAUUCUCCAUGGUACAACAGCUACAACUACCACUACAUGGAAGGAGAAAGCAUGAGAGUGAUGUACGAGCCGUGGUUCGUCAAAUACAAAGUUGACCUUGUGUUUGCGGGCCACGUACACGCCUAUGAACGAUCGGAACGCGUGUCUAACAUUGCGUACAACGUUGUGAAUGGGAUAUGUAGUCCAGUUAGAGACGAGUCGGCCCCUGUUUACAUAACCAUCGGGGAUGGAGGGAAUCUCGAAGGCCUUGCUAACAACAUGACAGAGCCACAGCCGACAUACUCGGCGUUCCGGGAGGCGAGCUUUGGGCAUGCGACAUUGGCUAUAAAGAACAGGACUCACGCCUACUACAGCUGGCACCGGAACCAGGACGGCUUCGCGGUCGAAGCUGACUCCAUCUGGUUCUUCAACAGGAUCUGGCAUUCCAUCCACCAUUCUACUACUGCCACUCAUCAAUAAUAAUAAUAACUGAAAAUGAAUAGGAACAACCAAGGAAAGGUCAGUCUCUCUGUCUGUCUCUUGAUUCUUUCAAACUUCUCCAAUCCUGUUGGGAAGGAAGGAAGGAAUAAAAUAAUGAAUGAAUAAUGACUCUGUGGAUUGGAUUGGAUUCCCUUCAACGUUGCUUUUAUAUUAAGGCCGCUCUCUCUUUCUC